UAAGGGGCGGGCUCUCGGUGCAGGGACCUUCUGGUCAGUCAGCGUAUUGCCAGGAAUCAUUGUCCUUGCUCCCUUCGGCUGUUUUCGUUCCCAGUCACAGAUCAAAGCAAGUACAGCGGAGCCUGGUGACCUGUGACAACAGCUUUUCUCGUGGAGGUCUGCUGGAAGCGCCAAACACUUGCAUAAUAUAACGCCUUCCAUGGGCUUGGGACAUACCAAAACACCUUGGAACUGAAGCACCUUUGUAGUGAAGCCUACGUUGUUGAGCGAACUCAUCACAAGUUUGAAAGGAGAAACGAGGUUUGACCGAAGUGCUUAUAUUAUGUUUAAAAUAAAUUGAACAUCGUUCCUUUUUCGUUAUCAAGCUCUCAACACGCGGGCACGAUCAGGAAAUACAUUUUUUGAGAUUGAAGUUAAGAUUCCGGAGUGGUCAUUAUGCAAUGUUGUCCCCCAGUCCAUCAUUUUUACAAAUCAAGUUUGACGAUUUACAAUUCCAUGAAAAUUGCGGUGGAGGAAGCUUCGGUAGUGUUUACCGAGCAACAUGGUCGUCACAAGGCAAAGAGGUGGCUGUCAAGAAAUUGCUAAAAAUAGAAAAAGAGGCAGAAAUUCUCAGUGUUCUCAGCCACAGAAAUAUCAUUCAAUUCUAUGGAGCUGUCUUAGAGUCACCAAACUAUGCCAUCGUCACUGAAUAUGCUCCUGGGGGUUCAUUAUUUGACUAUUUGUCCAGUGAUGAAAGUGAGGAAAUGGAUAUGGAUCAGAUUAUGGCUUGGGCAACUGAUAUUGCCAAAGGUAUGCAUUAUUUACACAUGGAUGCUCCAGUAAAAGUAAUCCACCGGGACCUCAAAUCACGAAAUGUGGUGCUUGCUGCAGACAAAAUUUUAAAGAUAUGUGAUUUUGGUGCUUCAAGGUUUCACUCUCAUACUACACACAUGAGCCUGGUGGGUACCUUCCCAUGGAUGGCACCAGAAGUUAUACAGAGCUUACCUGUGGCUGAGACAUGUGAUACGUAUUCCUAUGGUGUGGUUCUUUGGGAAAUGAUGACACGGGAGAUCCCAUUUAAAGGUUUUGAAGGCUUACAGGUGGCCUGGCUAGUUGUGGAAAAAAAUGAGAGGUUGACCAUUCCAAAGAGCUGUCCUGCCAGUUUUGCAGAAAUAUUGCAUCAGUGUUGGGAAACAGAUCCCAAAAAAAGGCCAAAUUUUAAGCAGAUCUUGGCGUCCCUUGAGGUUAUGUCACAUGACAGCAAACUUCCAGACCAGUGUAACUCCUUUCUGCACAACAAGGCUCAGUGGAGAUGUGAAAUUGAGGCUACUUUGGAAAGGCUAAAGAAACUGGAACGUGAUCUGAGCACAAAAGAACAAGAGUUGAAGGAACGAGAAAGACGCUUGAAAAUGUGGGAGCAAAACCUGCUGGAACAAUCCAGUGCUCCGUUGCUGCCAUCCUUAGAUAUAUAUUCCUGGACAGAGGAAGAUGUGUACUUCUGGGUACAGCAAUUGUUAGAUAAAGGUGACGCAGACUGUGAAAUGAAAGGCUAUGCAGAACUGUUCAGAAAUCACCACAUAACUGGCCGAAGGUUGCUCUUGUUGAAAGAUCAAGAUUUGAAAGACAUAGGAAUCCAGUCCAAAGGACAUAUCAUUCAUUUAAAGACUGAAAUUGAAAAACUGACCCUUGACUACUUGAACCUUUUUCACUUUCCUCCUUUAAUUAAGGGAGAUGAUUCUGAAGAAGAUGAUUUUGGAGAAAAGAUACUGAGCCUUGACCUGCUCUUUGGUUAUCAUUUAAAGCCGGGGAAAGGAUUUCAGGAUUGUAAAUGGAAAAUGUACGUAGAAGUGGAUGGUGACGAUGUUGCAUUGACCUAUAUCAAGGACGUAACUUUCAACGUUAAUAGACAAGACACAGAUGUAGUUAAAAUAACCAAGCCUCCCUACCUAAUGGAGAAGUGGAUUGUGGGAAUAAGUGAGAACCAGACUGUGGAAUGUAUUGUUACCUAUGAGACUGAUGUCAAAACUCCCAAAACAACCAAGCAUCAUCACAUCAUUGCGCUGGAUAAUUUGAUAACCGAAGUUAAGGAGGUGGUGCUAGUUAUCCAGACUGUCUCAGUAAAUUCAGAAAGCAAAUUUCAGAGCAAGUGCCAAUCAAAUAUUCGUCAGCAGUGGUUCAAUGAUUUGAAGUUGCAGAGCAUAUCCUCGAGUGACUCUCCACAAUAUUCUGCAGUUUUACCUCCCAACCAUAGCAAUUCCAGUUCAAUCACAUUACCUCGGUAUUUAUUAUUUGCUAAACAAGACUCUUAUGCUGCUGCUGUGAGAAGAGUACAGAGCCCCAGCAGAUACCAUGUUGCUGCUACUAUGGCUCAAUGCAGACGAAGUUCUAGCCCGAUACCAACAAGCAGUCGCCUUUCUGCUUUGCACCUGAGCCCUGCAGGGAGCAAUGUGUCCAGUGCAAGCUCGAGCUUCAAUAUGGAAAGAGACCAGAUCAGCGGUAGACAAAGCAGUGGCUAUCACAGCAAUGAUUCCAAUGGCUUCUCAUUUAAUAAACUAACCGGUUCAGAAGGAUUAAAUACCAAUGAUAGAAAAGGGGGCAGCCCAGCGUUCACACCUGGUAAUGGAACUUGGAACAGGGUGAAGGGACGUGGUAGGGAAAGGAGCAAAAGCUCACCUCUUGGGCAUAACUUUGGGCACCAGUCGUCAGAAAAGAGAGUUAGUCAGGCAAGUCAUUCUCACCAUGCUAAGUCAUGGGGCCCUGACAGAUGUUUGCAAAAGCGAAUACAAGAGCAAAUAGACAUGGAUAAAAGCACAGUCCCAGAAUUAUCAGAUGUUCAUGCCAAGGGUCCACAAGAAUCAACAGAUGAUAGGCCAGGCAAACCUAAUGAAGGUGAGUGGAUUAAAGUUGAACGUCACAGGAAACCCACAAAAGGUGACUGUUUUAAAGUAUCCAGAGGCAGAGGACGAGGACAAAGAAGGGUUCGCAACUAAUAGUAUUGAAGAAAUACCGAAAAGAUUACUUCUGUAAACAUCAGGAAAAAAAGGCAUUUCUAUUUUCAGUUUUUAUUUGUGUGACUGACAGCUGAUAACUAUGUGCCCUAAUAGAGGGUACAAAAGAUUUAAGUCGCAUUCAAACCUUUCAUUGUACUAAUUUAUAUUAUGUCUAAAUUCAGUAUUACAGUAAUUAAAUGAGCUCAGUAAACUUAUGGAAUACAUAUGCUUGACUGAGGUUUCAAAGGAACAUUAAUCCACUGAUAUUUUAAAAUGUAUAUAUCUGAGGUAGUGAGUACAAGGACAAUCUGUGUUUGAUUGUGCACUGAAUAGGUGACAAUGUGCCACAGAUACUGCUUGACUUGCUGAGUUUGUCCAGUGGUUUGUUUUUCCACUGACGGUCGAUAUGUGUGGAUUAAAUAUUGUGUUCAGAAUGUGUUGUGUACAUGGGACCCUCCUUAUACUGUAUAUGGUAACAAGCACUGCCCCGAUUCUGUGAAUCAGUAUAUAUCUGUUUAUAUUUGCCUCGACUGUUCUUCCUGACUUCCCUGUUAGCUCUAAAUCAAGAAACCAAUGUUUUUUGGCAAAUUACAAUAAGUGAAAUUAUACCUGAAAAAUAUGUACUUAGAACUUUUUAUCAACACAAAACUUCCAUUUGUUUUUAUUUAAUUAUGAAAUUAGAUGUUGUUUUUUCUUAAAAGCAUGCAUUACAGAUUAGUGCUCUUAACAUGUGUUGCAAGAAUAUUAUUUUGGCACUUAACGGCUUCUUAACUUUUCUACAAGUAGGGACUCCCAAGUGCCAUGAAGUAACUGGAACUUCUGGAAACCUCCAUUUUCAUAGGCUGCACAAUAAAAUGUAUUGAAGAUAUGGAUACCACGUUACUUCCUGCCACUAUUUGAUUUCUACAGGAUUAAGGGGAUCAUUAUGUUCCAUUUGCCCCCUUGGAGUUUCAAAGCAUUUCAGUUAGUUUAUAUUUUUUGCAUUUAUUUCUGAAUGCUGUUCUCUGAGUAUCCUCCUCUGACCUCUUCUAGCCCUGUCUUCCUCACCACCAGCCCUGAAAAUUGCUCCACAAACCCAACACAGUGCAACCACAAUUGUAUGCACUCAUUCUCUGGCUUCUCAUUAAAUCGCAUCUGCAGCGUUAUUUAGUCAAUUUCUGACAAUAUUCAGUUAGAGAUAAUGUGGAUAGGUGUUGAUACUGCUGAAAAUAUAUGAAAGAAAGAAAAUUGUUAUUCCAAGUGAGUUUUCAGUUUACAAUAUGCUUCAUGAGUGAAGAUGGCAAGAAAAUGUUCACAUGGCAACUGAACGUACAAAUCUGAAAUGAUUUUUAUAUAUAAUACAUUGCAUAUAAAUAACUCAAUGACUGGAGCAGGUAUUCAAUGUUGAUAAUAUUUUUAUAGAUUGAGAGUCAGUAAGCUUCUAUUUUGUUGUGAAAGGAAUUUGCCCAUGAAGUUGCAAUAUUGUCUUCUUGCUUUUAACAUUCAGCAGAUAACACAUUAAUUUGAGGUACUGAUGCAAGGUCACUAAUCUGAAAUGUUCACUUAUACUCUUUCCAUAGAUAUUGCCUGACUUGCUAAGCAUCUGCAACAUUUCUGUAUUGUUACAUAAAACUGAGAUCCUGUCUGCUUCAGAUGGAUUUAAAUUAUUCCAAGGCACUAUUUAGAGAAAAGCAGGGAAUUCCUAUAAUGUUCCAACCAACACCCAUCUCUCAGCUAACGGGAUAAGGUAAUGUAGUGGUUACCUUCCUGGAUUAGAAAUCUAAUUAUCUACGCUAAUGUUUUGAUAAUGUAAAACUAUAAUCUCACCGUGGGAAAUGGGGAAUUUAAAUUCAGCCAAUCUGAUUGUCAAACUGGCAUUAGUAGCAGGAGUAUGAUCCUGUCAGAUGGAUGUAAACUACCUCUGACUCACCAGCAUCCUUCAGCAAAGAAACCCUGUGGCACUUACCUGCUCCAGCCAUUAUGUGACUUUGGACAGAACAAUAGAAGAGUACAGCACAGCACGGGCCCUUCAGCCUGUGAUGUUGUGCUGACCUUUUAUCCUACUCCAAGAGCAAUCUCAUCCUUCCCUCCUACACAGCCCAUAACCCUCCAAUUUUCUUUCAUCCAUGUGCCUAUCUACGAGUCGUAAAUGUGUCAGCCUCCACCACUAGUCCUGGUGAUGCAUUCAGAACAUCUGUGUAAAAAUACCUAUCUCUGACACAUCCCCUAAACUUUCCUCCAGUCACCUGAAAAGGAUGUCCUCUGAUAUUAGUCAUUUUUACCCUGGGAUAAAGGUGCUGGUUGUCUUAUCUAUGCCUCUCAUAAUCUUGUUCAUCUCUAUCAAGUAGUCUCUCAUCUUCCUUCGCUCCAAAAAGUCCUAGCUUGCUUCACCUUUACCUCAUAAGACCUGCUGUCUAUUCCAGACAGCUUCCUGGUAAAUCUCUGCACCCUUCUCUAAAGCUUCCCCAUCCUUUUGAUAUGUCUGACCUCGCAAAUUAUUUAGCUAGCCUCUCAAUGCGUGAGCAAUUGGGAGAAGGCAAAUAUUGUAAAAGAAUUAGGAAAAAGCUGAUGUCACUAAAAUAUUUAACUGACUGCUUACCUCAGAGAACUCCAUUUGCCUGUAAGGCAUUCCUGUAAACGAUUUGGCUGCCAUGUUUGUCUCCACAACAAUGAAAGCACAAUGAAAAGAAUUAACUGGAUAUGAAACACUUUGAACACAAAAAAUAUCAUACAAAUUUAUUGUAUUUUUCCCUUGUUAAAGGGAUUGCAUAACUAGUCUCUGGAUAGGAAGCUGUGACAUUUUCACCAUGUCACCCAGACUGUAUCCUUGAAUCUACCAACAUUAGACAGAUGAACCUUGAGAUUUCUGAUUGGCCUGCUGUUUGUUAAGUGUUCUAUCUCAGUGUGAAGGGGAGGAAGAGUUGACAUUAUGUAAUUUACAUCUCUUGGAUUGUGUGACUACAAUUCAAAUGGAUUGGCAAUUAUGACAAUUGUGUAUUUAGGUCUGGCUUAUCUCGAGCUUCCCAACAAAGAAUAGAUGUCUCAGUAGCAGUAAUUAGCAGGCAUUUCGUGUGCUGCCGCGUAUAUGUUUUUGAAUAAAUUCUCAAUGCCAAUACUUCUGGCAUUAUGUGUAGAAAUGUACGUGAGAGAUAUGGGUGAUUUUUGUAUGUCGUCUGUCAUUGCAAAUAUAUUUAUACAAGGACCAAUAAAUAGCCUUUUUAAAGGAAAUUCAUUGAUUAGUAAUUGUGUAUGCAUAGUAUGAAAUAUUUUAUUGUAACAGAUUGUGCAGGCUUCAGUUAACUCUUUAAGGAACGUAAUUAUUGUGUGUAUGGGCCAAAAAACUAAUAAGGCACAGGCUAGUGGAAUGGGCAGUUAAAAUGCACUGCAGCGAAAUCUGCAUUCUAUAUUUUUAGUAAGGGUUGAUGCACUUCACUAGGAAAAAGAGAGAUAGGACAGAUGCAAGAACAAGGCACAUCUUUGAAGAUAAACAUCAGAUUAAUGAAGCAGUUGUGGACUUUACUGAAUAGUAUCAUAGAACUAGAAAUUUUAGUAGCCACACAUAUUCAUUGUGCCAGUUAUCCCAGAGCCAUGGGUGAGGGAACAUAAUAUGGGAUAUGCCAUGCCAGUUUCCUGUAUCUUACACAUGGUCCUGCACUAUAGGAACAUGAUAUUUCAGGAAGUUCUCAGGAGAGGAAAGCUUAUCGGUAUGUGGCUGUAGCAAGCUGUACAUAAACUUUAAGUAGUUCUAAACACCAAAUGCUGAAGUUUUAUCUGUCCUUAAUGUUGCAAAAAGCUAGGCCAGGACUUACGGUUGCAUUAAGUUGUACUACCUGACCCUUGUGGAAAAGUUUCUGUAAUAAAGCAUCUUUGACCACAAGUCAUAGAGUGAUCUGCCUGAAAUGCGCUUGAAGCCCUGCAGAAGCAGGUGAUGGUCGAUCCUGUUAAAUGGUUUCUUGAACAUUUUCUAAGGUCAUCUCAUUUCUAGAACUCUUAACUAAAGGACCAAGACCUUGCCCGAUUGGAGAGGAGUCAGGUCCUUCAUGCAAAGCAUCCUACUGCACACGGCACUCAAAGUGGCCGCAGUCAGGAUGAGAUCUACUGGACUGUAUGUUUGCAAAGGAGGUCGGGAAAAGAAUGCAAGUCUCUGUUGAGUUUCCUCCUGAAAUGCUGCAAAACACAGGACUCGGUGCUCAAGAGUUGUUCCCAGAGACAUAGCAUCAAUCUCUGCUGGAACACCAUCACCAGGGAGAAGACGCAUUUUGGUCUCCACAGAACUUGUUUCUCUACCAGUGCAAGGAAUUGUCCACAAUGAAAUGUCAGAGUGGCACAUUCCAACGUACAGGAUUCUCUGCAGAGGGACAGACUGAAGUUUGGUGCAAUCACUGUAAUACUCCUUCAGGGAAAAGCCACAAUAUAGAGUUCUAGCACUAGACACUGAGAAACUGGUCCACAUGUAGUAACAUCUCAAGCAAAUCUCUGCAGGAAUAUUUGGGACUAAAUUAAAAUGUUAUAUUAAUAUAGUGUAACAAUUCUAAAUUAAUGUAAUGAUAUGCUUGUUACGGAGCAAUGGCCUACAUUGUAUAACUACGUUGUAUUGAAUAAAGCAUAUU
Messenger RNA from Mobula hypostoma (lesser devil ray), 7558 nucleotides. RefSeq names its product mitogen-activated protein kinase kinase kinase 20-like. Gene Ontology annotation, biological process: protein phosphorylation; signal transduction. The coding region runs from base 441 to 2969 and encodes 842 amino acids. The record is from RefSeq and is a predicted model, not a curated record. Gene Ontology annotation, cellular component: cytoplasm. Gene Ontology annotation, molecular function: ATP binding; protein kinase activity; protein binding. The transcript has 21 exons. Lineage: Eukaryota; Metazoa; Chordata; Chondrichthyes; Myliobatiformes; Myliobatidae.